CUCCGCAGCGGUUACGGUGACUCGGCUGUGGUAGAAGGGAGCUCAACCCCGAGAGCCGUGGCUAUCAAACACGACUUCUGAGCACAUUCUUCAAGAAGAUACGAGGUUGUUUUUUUUCUUCUUUACAGCAGCGGCUCGGAUCCAAUGUGGAUUUUUUUCUUUUUCUUUUACAGCUAGCUGAGGACGCGGUGGAGACCUGUUGCUCGCCCGCCUCGCCGCUUUGUCAAACUAACCUCUCCGAAAUGUUGCUUUAUGGACGGGAUGGCCUCUGGUAGCCUCGAACCCUUUCAUUCUCUUUUUAUUCUUUGAAGUGGUUUUUCUUUUUUUUUCUUUAAAAAAAAAAAUUCAACAGCUCUUCUCUUCGAACCGGGAAGAUGCACGUGUCUUUGGCAGAGGCCCUGGAGGUCCGAGGAGGUCCGCUGCAGGAGGAGGAGGUCUGGGCUGUGCUCAGCCAGAGUGCAGAGAGCCUCCAAGAGCUCUUUCACAAAGACCCUGCGGCCAUGGGCUUCAUCAUCUCUCCCUGGUCCCUCCUGCUCAUGCCCUCUGGCAACAUCUCAUUCACGGAGGAGUAUGUCACCCAGCAAGAUUUAAGAGCCUUCACGGCCCCAGAGGUCCUGGGUGGGGCCUCCAUAACUUCCGUCUCUGACAUAGAGAAGACGCACAUGUACUCUCUGGGGAUGACACUAUUCUGGGGGGCAGACUAUGAGAUCCCCCAAAGUCAGCCUAUGAAGUUGGGGGAGCACCUGAACAGCCUGCUCCUCAACAUGUGUGAUGAUGUUACGUUGAGUCGAAUGUCGCUGCGCACGGUGCUGGACAUCUGCAGCAAGCACAUACGAAACUCCAGCGGUGACCCUCCCUUCUCCUAUAUCCGAAAACUGGUCCGGUUGGUGCUGGGCAGCCUUUCCCAGCUGGACGGUCUGCUGACUGACAGAGAGUCUCUUCCGGAGCGAAGUAAGGAGAUUCGGGAGAGGCUGAGGGGCAAGGGCCUGCCUUCAGGGAGGAGCGCCGCCCCCAGGGUUCUGGAGCGCUACAAAGCGAGGAGUCAGGAGCCCACGGCGCUCAAUCGAGGCCUCAGUCGCUCCAUGGGCUCCCUUCCGAUCCAAGACCUGUUGAAGGGGGACGAGGGGCCGGCCCUGCAGUACUCCCAGUCCGAACAUCAAUCCCAGUCUGAAUCCCCCACAGAAUUCUACCCCAAGCCCCCCUCACUCCAACACCAACACUCCUAUCCCUACCUGCACCCCCUUCACCCCCAGCAAAAGGGCCGACCUGUGGAACUGGACCGCAGAUCUUUACCCUUCCACAGUGUGGACUUGAGCCGCAGUCAGGCCAGGAAGAACUGGGCGUCCUCGGUGGACUUGGCUUGCAUUGACCCAGACGCCCUUCGCUUUGGGGCCUUGGAGGAUGCGCGCAGGGGCAACAGUGCCAUAAGUACCACCUCCAUAGGCAGGCGCAAGUCGCCCCUGUGGGCGUCCAGGGAGAGGGAUUCUCACUUCUCAGAGUUCGGUGGGCUGACGAGUCGGAAGCCCCACCACCACUCGGCCCUGUCGGUGGGCUCGGGCCUCACCGGCGCCUACGACCGGAUAAAGGAGAGACAGAGGAAGCUUCAGGCGCUGAGGCAAGCAGUGGAUGACCCAGUUCACAUCCAGCAGAGGUACCACAGUGAUUACAGUUCAUCCAGUGAAAGCCCCUCAGUGACCUCCUCAGAUCUAGACUACAGACAAGCCAAGAAACCCGGCGAGGUGAGGAGGUUUAGCUCCCAGCUGGCACUUUCCUCCGAACACGAUGCCCUAUCCUUGACAAGUCACAUCACAAACAGGCACAGGCUGUACGAGGGGGCGGCCGACGAAGGCCUGAUUGGAGCAGAGCUGCUUCUCCAGAGGCAGGAGGAGGAGGUGCAGCGGCUCCAGGCCCACCUGGCCAACAGGCUGUCCCGGGCCAACCUCUACCCCACAGACGACCCCCUGGCCCCGACUCGCAGCUCCAUGCUCGACCUCCGGGACCCCCUCUUCACCUCUUCUAUACCACUUCGCAAACCCAAGAGCUUCCACGGGCCUGAGUUUGUGAAGAUGGCCGGUGAGCCCUGCGUGGCCUUAUCCGUUCCCUCUUCCAUAAUGAAGCGUGGCAAAGUGGAGGAAGUGCAGCGGAAGGUGGGUGUGGUGCUGCUGAAUGGCCAAAAGCUGGAGCUGAGCUGUGAUAUCAAGGCAGUUUGUAAGGACGUUCUGGACAUGGCGGUCGCCCACAUCGGACUGGUGGAACAUCAUCUCUUUGGCUUAGCAUACCUCAGAGAUGAGGAGUUCUUCUUUGUUGAUCCUGAAGCCAAACUGUCCAAAGUGGCCCCGGAGGGAUGGAAGGAGGAUCCCAAGAAGAAGAAAUCUGAUGUGCCUUUUAAUCUUUUCCUCCGCAUUAAGUUCUUCAUUGAUGACGUCAACCUCAUUCAGCACGCUAUGACCAAACAUCAAUACUACUUACAGCUGAGGAAGGAUAUCCUGGAGGAAAGAAUGCGCUGUGACACCGAAACUGCCAUGCUGUUAGCUUCACUGGCACUGCAGGCGGAAUUUAGUGACUACCAACCCGAGCUCCAUGGGAAGACCUACUUCAGGGUGGAGCACUACGUGCCGGUGUCCGUCCAGGACAAAGUGGAACAGACGACAAUCAAGGAGGAACUGACAAAACUUCACAGCAACUACUAUGGAGCAUCUGACACUGAGGCAGAGUUUGAGUUUCUCAAGGUGAGCCAGAGGCUGACAGAGUAUGGCGUCCAUUUCCACCGGGUGCUUCCUGAGAAGCGGUCCCAGACAGGCAUCAUGCUGGGUGUCUAUUCCAAGGGGGUGCACAUCUUUGAGGUUCUUAACGGAAAUCGUACCCCGGUGCUAAGAUUUCCCUGGAGGGAGACUAAAAAGAUUUCCUUCAUUAAAAAGAAGAUUUGCCUCCAGAACACCUCGGAUGGGAUUAAGCACCUGUUUCAGACGGACAGCAAUAAGACCUGUCAGUAUCUGCUCCAGCUCUGCUCCGAUCAGCACAAGUUCCACCUCCAGAUGAAGGCCCGCCAGAGCAACCAGGAGCUCCAAGACCUAGAGAACAGCCCCUUGAGCAGUUUGCAGUAUUCCCUUGAUCCUCGCGGUGGCGACACAGUGGGGAGGAUGGUGAGCUCGGGCAGCCUGGCCCCCAGCUUAUCAACACGCUCCAACCCGGACCACCUCAAGAGGAUCUCCUACUCGGAGAUGGCCCUGCACAAAGCACCGUCCGGCCCGAUAUUGGUGCAAGAUGAGGUCCACUUUCCGGGUUUCAAUCCGGUUGCCUCGACGGCCCUUUCCAACCCGCGGAUGAUGAGCCGCUCCCACCACAACCUCGGUCAGAUGCCCGAGUCUCCGGAGCAGCGACCGGCGGAGUCUCACCGGGGGACGUCGCACGGCCGACUGAGUCAGGCGCCACCCGGCCAAGUGGUCCCUCACUUCCAGCAACACCAGCGAGCCAGCUCAGACACAGACUCCAUCUUGACCCAACAGGACAAAUCUUUUGGCACAGUGUCGCACAGCAGCCCAACCUGGAGUCUCAGCAAAUCCAAAAAAGAGUCCGACUCUUCUUCCACAGAGGAGACUGGCCAAGCAUAUGUAGUCGGUGUCAGUAUGCACAGUUCCUCCGGCCCUUCAACCCCAGCCUCUGUUAAUGAUUCACUCAAGAAAAAGCUAAUUGCCUUACCAUCUCCAGAGAGAGAGAUCACAACUGUAAACCUGAAGAAAGAUGUGAAAUAUGGCCUCGGAUUCCAGGUUGUUGGAGGGGAGAUGUCCGGUCGGGCGGACCUUGGCACCAUCAUUAGCUCCAUCACUCCUCGGGGUCCUGCUGACGUCAACGGCUGCCUCAGACCUGGUGACCGGCUGAUCUCGGUGAACGAUGUGAACCUAGAGGGGCUCUCUCAUGCCACCGCGAUUGACGUCCUCCAAAAUGCUCCCGAUGAUGUUACUCUGGUGGUGUUGCAGCCCAAGGAAAGCCUUUACAAAAACUCUUCUCCAAGCCUCGUUCAAGCCAAGUCUGCAGUAAAGGCACCGAACUCUAGCCAGGGGCGAGAUCUAGACUUUGAUACCUCGCCAGAGGAGCGAGUGGGAACAGGAAGCGCUGGCACACCCUUAUCCACCUCCUCCCUGAGCCACCAGCCCCCCAGCCUCAGCUCUCAGGACUCCAGAACCAGCAGCGGCGCUAAAAUAAGCCCGCCCCCUGCUAAUGUUCAGCAGUGCCUAGAAAGGCUUACGGGCACUGCAACCAUUACCGAACGUCGUAGACCAGAACCCAACACGGGUUUGCAUCCUGCGCCGCCGGCUCUGGAUCCUGCGCCGCCGGCUCUGCCCCCCAAAACUAGAAAAGCUAAAGUGUCAGAAGCCCCGAAGGUCCCCGAGCACUCCGACUGGGGGGAUUCAGACAUGGAUGAGGAGACGUAUUCCAGUAGUCAAGAGAAAGUCAAAGUCAAAAAGGAAUACAACAUGGAAAAUGUAAAUGGUAAUGUGCCAGGGGUCAGUAGUCUCUGUCCAGGAGAACUAUUUGACGUUGAGCUGUCUAAAAAAGACAGCAGCCUGGGCAUAAGUGUCACGGUACUGUUCGGCAAGGGAGGAGUCAAUACGACGGUCCGACACGGAGGCAUCUACGUCAAAGCCAUCAUGCCGAAAGGAGCCGCUGAGCUCGACGGGAGGAUACAGAAAGGUGAUCGCGUGGUCGCCGUCAACGGAAAUAGUCUGGAGGGCGCCACUCACGAGCAAGCGGUAGAAGCUCUCCGAGAAACGGGGCAGUUGGUGCACCUGUUGCUGGAGAAGGGCCACUUGUCCGCAGACAGCGUCCAUGCUCCCGUCACCCCUCAGUGCACGGCAGCCAGCCAGCAAGACGAGACCAAGAGCAGAGAGCGGCCGCUUCCGGUCAAGGAUAAACCGGAGUACAGCUUUGUUACGCGAGAUAAUGUGUUCGACGUGUGCCUGCUGAAGAACACGUCUGGUCUGGGCUUCAGCUUCAGUCGGGAGGAACACAUCCCCGACGAACCCCCCGGCUCCAGUAUGGUGCGGGUUAAAAAGCUGUUUCCAGGGCAACCGGCCGCAGAGAGCGGUCGCAUCAAGGUGGGCGACGUCAUCAUGCGGGUCAAUCAGACCUCCCUCAAAGGACUCUCGCAACAUGAGGUCAUAUCAGCUUUGCGAGGAACAGGACAGGAAGUGAAUCUGCUUCUCUGUAGACCUGAAUAUCAAGUCCUACCUGAAAUGGACACUUCAGCUGUGACGCCCAAGCCAUCCCCUCGAAAGGCCCUAGUGACCCCUGCACAGUCCAGCUUGACUGUGGUCAGGGACAAAUCUCCUCCUGGCACACAAGGCAAGAGCCUGGUGGAGGACGUCCUGGAGCGGCUGCUGCACAAAAGCCCCGGGCGACACAACAGCUACAGUGACAGCACUGACGGGGACGAGGAGGUGGAGGAGGCCUUCAGCACCAGCCCGGUGGAGCACAGGAGGCAAACCUGGGAGCAGAGUGUCUACCACACCCCGAGCAGCCACCUGGGCCGCUACGACAGCACAGGUCAACUGGACGACACAGUCACCACAGCCUUCUACUCCCCGAACUUGUCGUUGACGAGAUCGGACCUCAGCAAGAGGUGUCCUUCAUCCCCCAUUACGGCAGAUGUGGAGUCGUCCGCCCUGCAUAGGGCGUCGUCCCCCACUGCCCCGAGCCCAGAUCCCCUGCCUCCUCCACUGCCUGUGCCAUUAAACCUCACCGUGUCUGGCAAUGGACUGGACAUGGAGGACUUUGUCCCGGAGGUGGAGCUCAAGGUCUCCCUGGUGAAGUCAGAAAUGGGCAGUCUGGGCUUCACCCUCACAAAAGGUAACGAUCAUGGCUGCUACAUCCAUGACAUCAUCCAGGAUCCAGCCAAAGGAAAUGGAACCCUGAGGCCCGGGGACCGGAUGAUUAUGGUAAACAACACAGAUGUGAGCAACAUGGGCCACACCGAGGUGGUCAACCUUGUGCGCGCGGCUCCUCGUGUGGUGGACUUGGUGGUCGGGAGGGUUCUGGAGGCUCCCAAGCCCUCCCUAGAAGCCCACCUGCUGCCUGACAUCAGCUUCAAGGGCAGUCAAGACCCUCUGGGUUUGGAGCUGGAUGGUGGCUGUGACAGUGUGUACGAUGUCUUGUUUGUCAAAGACAUUGUUCCCGGCUCAGUGGCCUUUGAGGAGGGCAGCCUGAGACCACUCGAUCUCAUCCACUACAUCAACGGUGCUCCCACGCAGGACCUGACUCUUGGUGAGAGCACCCGGCUGAUGCACCUGUCCCUCGACGACCUCAUACUCAAAGCCACCAGGGAUGGAAAGCCUGUUUCUGCCGGGCAGAAAAGUGUCUCUUUUCUCAACAACAAUGUCUCAUCCAGCAUGAACGGGUUUGUUAAAGGUGAAGAUCUAAGAGAUAAAGAGAAUCUAGCAGCACUUUGUCCUUUAGAGGAGGAGAUCAUGAAUCUGGAUCUGGAGAAGAUGCCGUCCGGAGGUCUGGGUUUCUCUGUCAUUGGAGGAGAAAGGGGGAUCUUUGUCAAGUCCAUCACUCCGGGAGGAAUAGCAGAGUCCUCGGGCAAACUGCAAGUCGGGGACAGGCUGCUUAAAGUAAAUGAGGAGCUAAUGACGGGCGUGUCCCACACCAAAGCUGUCACCACCAUCCGUAAAGCUCAAGGCCUGGUGCAUCUCAUAGUGUCCAGACCUCCAGACCAGAACCCAAGUACAUACCUGGCCUAUCUGCCCAUCAACUCCGACCGGUGCAAUGGAAACGCAGAUCUGAGUGAGCACAGCGGAGCGAAGACUAAGCCGUUUACUCUCCACGACGAGCUGAAGGCUGGCGGAUGCCCUCCCAUACCGCCGAUAGACUACGAGGACAAUCCGCUCGGACACAAGAGAGAGGCGGAGCUCAGCGCAGAGCUUUCAGAGGACACCGACUGUGAUGGUUCUUCAUUACCUGAAGAUUCCCCUGAGAGUUCCCGAAAAGGGGAGUGGCAAGAGGACAACGUUGACGAUCCGAGGAAUGAAAACUAUCUGCAAAUGAGUGCUGGACAGCCAGAGGAAGAUGAAAUCACAUGGGGAAGUGAUGAAUUGCCGAUUGAAAACAUAAACUCCAAAUCAAGAGAUGACGGACCAAUCAUCACAGAGGACGAGCUGACCUCUUUGCCCCUCGUCAAAGUGGUCCCCGAUGGCCAGUACACGGGACCCAAGCUCAACAUGGUGGUUCGCAUGAUGAGGGGGCUUCUGGAGCAGAAGGUCCCUCUGCAGGAGUUCGAUAACCUUCAGAAUCUCCAGCCGCUGGACGACUGUUUGAUUGGUCAGACGAGGGAGAACAAGAAGAAGAACCGCUACAAGAAUAUUGUUCCAUUUGACACAACUCGAGUUGUUCUUGGAAAAGACGGGGGCUACAUCAACGCCAACUUCAUCAACAUGUCAGUGAAGGACGAGAACUACAUGUACAUUGCCUGUCAGGGGCCCUUGCCCACAACCCUGGGGGACUUUUGGCAAAUGGUCUGGGAGCAGAAGUCCAACGUGAUCGCCAUGAUGACCCAGGAAGUAGAGGGAGGGAAAGUGAAAUGCCAGCGGUACUGGCCGGACACACCAAGGACGGCAGAGAUGGUGGACGACAGGUUACAGAUCACGCUGAUCAAAGACCAAUAUCUCGACAACUUUGUCAUCCGACUCAUCGAGGUCAAAGACGUCCAGACCGCUGAAAUCCAGCGAGUAACUCACCUCAACUACACGGGAUGGCCGGACCACGGGACGCCCUCGCAGCCAGAGCAGCUGCUCACGUUCAUUUCCUACAUGAGGCACGUGCACCGCUCCGGUCCAAUAGUCUCGCACUGCAGCGCGGGCAUCGGUCGAUCGGGAACCCUCAUCUGCAUAGACGUGGUACUGGGGCUCAUCAGUAAAGACGCUGAUUUUGAUCUUUCAGAUGUGGUCAGGAACAUGAGACUUCAGAGACAGGGAAUGAUCCAGACGGAGGAGCAAUAUGUCUUCUGCUAUCAAGUGAUCCUCUAUGUGCUCCGAUGCCUUCAAGCAGAGGAAAACAUCUCUGGAUAAUAGCCCUCCUGUAGAGGCUGAGGGGCCGUUUCACCGAGCAAAACAAAAAUGGAGAAGAGUUGACACAGGCACAAAUUGCCAAAUUUACACUACAUGUUUUUUAAAAUGCCCUAAAAUAUCCAGUUCCUUGAGAGCACAUCCUUUUAAAGACGUCUAUAUUUUUAUGUUUGCUUUCCAACUUCUCUCUCUCCUUCUGUGUCUGGAUGCUAAUCACUUUCAAUGCACUUCUGAGAACUGCUGAUUGUGUUUGUUAUUGUCAACAAGAGAACCUACUUUUUUUUCCAGAUCUUUGGAUUAUUUUUAAAUAAUGAAACUGAACAAUGAUUUCAUAUUUUAUGUGGAACAAAAUUGUACUUGUGUAUUUUGACUCCUAUUUUGAUGCUGGAACAUGCCUUGACAGAAUACUAUGUCAGUAUUUGCUUUGUAAAUCUAUUAUACAGUACCUGCCUGAGGUAAAUGAUGGAAUUAAAAGUGUACAUAUUCAUCUCCUGAAAAAUAAACUGCCUACAUUUUAAAUGUAAUGUGACAAGAUAUUUUAUUCAACGAGGAAAAUGCGAUUCAAGUGUUUUGCAUUUUGAAGAGAGGGCCUAUUAUGGCUUGCAUCAUUUUUCAACGCCAUCUAUCCCCCUUUUCAAGCUUGCUGACCAGACAAAAAGAUUAAGGUGAGGCAUGAAAGCUACAACUUGUAAACAUGAGUAAGGGUUGAUGAAGAACAAAUGCACGCAUAUAUAAAUAUACAUUGCAUUUGUAUAUGCAGGGCUGUUGACACCAAUCCAUGUUG
This is a messenger RNA of Pungitius pungitius (ninespine stickleback), 8844 nucleotides long. RefSeq names its product protein tyrosine phosphatase non-receptor type 13 (gene ptpn13). The transcript has 49 exons. The coding region runs from base 375 to 8063 and encodes 2562 amino acids. Gene Ontology annotation, cellular component: cytoplasm; nucleus; cytoskeleton. Gene Ontology annotation, molecular function: phosphatidylinositol 3-kinase regulatory subunit binding; protein tyrosine phosphatase activity. NCBI's taxonomy places the organism in Eukaryota, Metazoa, Chordata, Actinopteri, Perciformes, Gasterosteidae. Gene Ontology annotation, biological process: peptidyl-tyrosine dephosphorylation. The record is from RefSeq and is a predicted model, not a curated record.